Molecule: messenger RNA, 983 nt
Organism: Solanum lycopersicum (tomato)
Lineage: Eukaryota; Viridiplantae; Streptophyta; Magnoliopsida; Solanales; Solanaceae
Product: ethylene-responsive transcription factor ERF021
Biological process (GO): regulation of DNA-templated transcription
Molecular function (GO): DNA-binding transcription factor activity; DNA binding
Source: RefSeq, a predicted model, not a curated record
GGUAAGAGAAUGAGUGGUAUAACAUCAGAAUAUAGAGGUGUUAGAAAGAGGAAAUGGGGUAAAUGGGUGUCUGAAAUCCGUGAGCCAGGGAAAAAAACGAGGAUAUGGCUAGGGAGUUUUGAGACAGCACAGAUGGCUGCAGCUGCGUAUGAUUCAGCUGCAUUUCACUUCAGGGGACAUGCAGCUAAGUUAAAUUUCCCAGAAUUGAUUGAACAUUUCCCUAAACCAGCAAGUUCUUCGCCUGAAGAUAUACGUUUGGCUGCUCAACAGGCUGCAAUUACAGUUCAAAACACGAAUUCAAUGGCCUCUUCUAGUCAUGGACAUGGAGCACCAGUUACAGUAGGAUUAUCUCCAACUGAAAUUCAAGCUAUUAAUGACUUCCCUAUGGAUUCACCACAUAUGUGGACUACUCAUGAAGACAUCAACUAUACUUAUGAAAUGAGUGAUUACCAAGAAAUGGAUGAUUGUCUUUGGGACUACUCAUCAACUAACUCAUUCUAGAGGCCUAAUAUAUUAUUCCCUCCGUCCCUGACGCUUUUUCAGAUUUAAAGAUAUCUUUGAUAGUAAGUUUUUCAUAAAAUCUUUUAAAUAUUUUAAAUUAUCAAUUAAUUUGACUUAUAGUAUUUUUUACGUAGUUUAUAAAUAUAUAAAUUUUAUUUCAAAAAAUUUGAAAUUUUCAUUCACAAACUUAUGAUCAAACAUAAACUGUUUGAAUUUUGAAAAAUGAAAAGAUACACAUAAAUUGGGACAUAGGGAGUAUAUACUAGCUAGUAAAGCUUUAGUAUUCUGUAUUACAAACAUAUAUAAAUUAAUUAAAGUGUGUCAUGUUUGUACUAAUUAACUUCCAUAUAUGGUGUUGCAUUAUAUUAAUUAAGGUUGUUCUGAAGCAUCAAAAUGAGUUGGUUUUUUGACAUCUCGUUUUAUGUCUCUCUCUUCUUAUAAUGUAAUGUAAUGCGUGAAAAAAACUUAUUCAAAUCUGCUCU